AUGUCGGCUGUAACAGUACAACAAUUGAUAUCCAUUUUGGAUGAGAAAUGGGCGCCUUUCAGCGUUAAAAUGAACGAAAUUGUUCGAUCAAUAGAGUUCAUAAAUACAAAAUAUGAGGAAAUGGAAACGAAAUUAACUUCAUACGAAGCGAAGCAAAAGGAUCUUUGUAAUGAAAACCAAGCACUUGCUUUGCAACUGAAACAGACAACGAAGGAGUUAAAUGAUCUAAAAGAUGAAUGUAAUGACUUAGAACAGUAUUCGAGAAGAGAUUGCGUGGAAAUUAGAGGAGUUCCAUUGAAACGUGGGCUACGAUCAGGUGAAGAAAAUACAGAUAGAUUUGUGAUGAAG
This is a messenger RNA of Paramuricea clavata, 348 nucleotides long. Lineage: Eukaryota; Metazoa; Cnidaria; Anthozoa; Malacalcyonacea; Plexauridae. The record is from the annotation of a GenBank genome assembly.